AUGGCCGGUCUUCCUCCUGUCUACAUCGUCUCUGCCGCGAGAACUCCGGUCGGCAGCUUCCUGGGCAGUCUCUCCAGCCUCAGCGCUACGCAAUUGGGUUCGCACGCCAUCAAGUCCGCCGUCGAGCGUGUCCCCCAGAUCAAGCCCGAAGAUGUGGAGGAGGUCUUUUUUGGCAAUGUCUUGUCGGCCAAUCUCGGCCAGGCUCCUGCUCGGCAGUGCGCCAUCGGCGCUGGCCUCUCGGAGGCUACCGUCUGCACAACGAUUAACAAGGUGUGCGCCUCGGGCAUGAAGGCCAUCAUUCUCGGUGCCCAAACCAUUAUGACGGGCAACGCGUCGAUCGUCGUGGCCGGCGGCACCGAGAGCAUGUCCAACACACCACACUACCUCCCGAAUCUGCGCACCGGCGCCAAGUACGGUGACGCUUCGCUCGUUGACGGCGUGCAAAAGGACGGCCUCCGAGACGCCUACGGCAAGCAAGAGCUCAUGGGCAUGCAGGGCGAGCUCUGCAGCCAAGAGCACGGCCUGACUCGCGAGAUGCAGGACGAGUACGCGAUCAGCACAUACAAGAAGGCUCAGGCAGCUACCGAGGCCGGACUGUUCACCGAGAUUGCGCCCAUCGAGGUCAGCGGCGGCCGAGGCAAGCCGCCCGUCAAGGUUGAUCGGGACGAGGAGGUCAAAAACUUGAACGAGGACAAGCUUAAGACUGUCCGUCCCGUAUUCAUCCCCAACGGUGGCACAGUUACUGCUGCGAACGCCGCUCCCAUCAACGACGGGGCCGCCGCCGUCGUGCUCGUUUCAGAGGCCAAGCUCAAGGAGCUCGGCAUCAAGCCCCUGGCCAAAAUCCUCGGCUGGGCCGAUGCGGCACGGGAUCCCCCGCGCUUCACCAUCGCGCCGGCGCUGGCAAUUCCUAAGGCCAUCAAGCACGCCGGCCUGACGGAGAACGACGUCGACUACUAUGAGAUCAACGAGGCUUUCUCGGUGGUGGCCUUGGCCAACAUCAAGCUGUUGAACCUCAACCCCGAGAAGGUCAACGUGUUCGGCGGCUCCGUCGCCAUCGGCCACCCCCUGGGUGCAUCAGGUGCUCGUAUCGUCACCACGCUGACGUCGGUGCUGCGCGAGAAGAAGGGCAAGAUUGGCGUGGCCGGCAUUUGCAACGGUGGCGGCGGCGCGUCCGCGUUGGUCAUCGAGAACCUGCAGUGA
Messenger RNA from Parathielavia appendiculata, 1200 nucleotides. Its product is annotated as acetyl-CoA C-acetyltransferase. Gene Ontology annotation, cellular component: mitochondrion. Gene Ontology annotation, molecular function: acetyl-CoA C-acetyltransferase activity. NCBI's taxonomy places the organism in Eukaryota, Fungi, Ascomycota, Sordariomycetes, Sordariales, Chaetomiaceae. The transcript has 3 exons. The record is from RefSeq and is a predicted model, not a curated record. The coding region runs from base 1 to 1200 and encodes 399 amino acids. Gene Ontology annotation, biological process: ergosterol biosynthetic process; fatty acid beta-oxidation.